GUCGGCCCAUUCUCUAGACGUGCACUCGUUCCGUGGUGGCUGUCCCGUCCGUUUAUUUUUGUAUUGUCGCAUAUAUUUUUUUUGUGAAUAUUUAUAGUUUAUAGUUGGCGUUGUGCGUGUGACUUCUGUGUUUUGUGUUUUGAUUCUCCCUACGACCAUAAGGCCGAAAAGAAGCAUGGCAUCCAGAGAUCGCUUGCCCGUAUUCCCCUCCCGCGGGGCCCAAACGCUGAUGAAAUCUCGUCUGGCUGGCGCCACCAAGGGACACGGACUGCUCAAGAAGAAGGCCGAUGCGCUGCAGAUGCGAUUUCGCCUCAUUCUCGGCAAGAUCAUUGAGACCAAGACCCUGAUGGGACAAAUGAUGAAGGAGGCCGCAUUUUCUUUGGCGGAGGCCAAAUUCACAACCGGCGACAUCAACCAAAUUGUGCUCCAGAACGUGACCAAGGCCCAAAUCAAGAUACGCACCAAGAAGGACAAUGUAGCCGGUGUCACGCUACCGGUGUUCGAGCCAUACAUUGAUGGAGUCGAUACCUACGAGCUGGCCGGUCUGGCUCGUGGUGGCCAGCAGCUGACGAAGCUGAAGAAGAACUACCAAAGCGCCGUGCGCCUCCUGGUCGAGCUGGCCUCGCUGCAGACCUCGUUUGUGACCCUGGACGAUGUCAUCAAGGUAACCAAUCGUCGUGUCAAUGCCAUCGAACAUGUGAUCAUACCGCGCAUUAAUCGCACCAUUGAGUACAUCAUCAGUGAACUGGAUGAGCUGGAGCGUGAGGAGUUCUAUCGCUUGAAGAAGAUCCAGGACAAGAAGCGAGAGGCCCGCAAGUCAGCCGACAAGCGGCGUGAGGAGCUGCGUCGCCUGGGCGAUCUCGCCGCCAACGAGGAGGUCCAGAACAUCCUCGACGAAGAUGGCGAUGAGGAUCUGUUGUUCUAGCCUCACACACACCACCUCCACACACACUGCUACCUCACCCGAUACCCCUACCCCACCACUACCAAACUGACUCUUGUUCCUGUUCCCUCUUCCUGUUGCAUAUUGUUCAUUGGGAUAUCCACAUAAAUGUCUCCCGUUUAUCGUUCUUGUUGGAAAUAUACUCGUAUUGUUGUAUAUUGUA
Drosophila subobscura is the source of this 1106-nucleotide messenger RNA. RefSeq names its product probable V-type proton ATPase subunit D 2 (gene Vha36-3). The coding region runs from base 176 to 925 and encodes 249 amino acids. Gene Ontology annotation, molecular function: proton-transporting ATPase activity, rotational mechanism. Gene Ontology annotation, cellular component: proton-transporting V-type ATPase complex. The record is from RefSeq and is a predicted model, not a curated record. The transcript has 4 exons. NCBI's taxonomy places the organism in Eukaryota, Metazoa, Arthropoda, Insecta, Diptera, Drosophilidae.